Molecule: messenger RNA, 291 nt
Organism: Aureobasidium vineae
Lineage: Eukaryota; Fungi; Ascomycota; Dothideomycetes; Dothideales; Saccotheciaceae
Source: the annotation of a GenBank genome assembly
AUGGCCCAAGCUUCCUUCUUUAGCGGACCGCUUCCAAAUCGAGGCACAAACGUCUUCAUAGCUCCUGCCCCGGAUUAUCAGCAGCUCCCAGCCGCGCCCGCCGCGGGCCUCUUGUCCUUGCUUUGCCCUGUUUCUCCCUCUUCUCCUUCUCCCUUCUGUUUCCCCUUUUCUACACACAACACACGAAUCACACAAAACACCAUGGUUGGAACACGCAAACGUAGAGCUGAGGAGAGUGAGGAGGAGGAGCUCCAAUCGCUGCCUGAGGACUCUGAGGAGGAGGAAGAGUGA